ACCUCACAGGUCAAACGAUCUGGAAAUAGUCGGCCGCGCAAGCCUCGUGUCUCGCUGCCUACAAACACAGAAAGCCCCGCAUCUUGGACGCACCUGCCUGCUACAUCUGCUGAACCUCAAUCAUGGCCUCAUCUGGCGUUUCGGUCGCACCUGAGUGCAUCACAGCCUUCAACGAGCUGAAGCUGGGCAAGAAGACCAAGUGGAUCAUUUACAAGAUUUCCGAUGACUGGAAGGAGAUUGUUGUGGAGGAGACCAGCGAAGACCCAGACUACAGCAAGUUCCGACAGAAGCUUAUCGACGCCAAGAGCAAGAACAAGCGCGGCGAGGAGGGAAUCGGUGGCAGAUACGCGGUUUUUGACGUCGAGUACGACGCAGAGGGCGGCGAUGGAAAGCGCAGCAAGAUCACCUUUAUCUCGUGGGUGCCAGAUGAUGCGCCGCAAUACCCACGCAUGAUGUACUCCUCUUCCAAGGAGGCUCUGAAGCGUGCCCUCAACGGUCUUGCCGCUGACGUCCAGGCCAAUGACCCAGAUGACAUCGAACAUGACACGAUCAUUUCCAAGGUGUCCAAGGGACGCUGAGUCGGCUGAUGUCCUGCGAGUGCAUCUGACAUAGCCACCAGCAGCGAUACCAGAAGACCUUGCAUUGAAAGGUUUCGGAAGCAGAAUUGAACGCGAACGGCCGGCGCCCUCGCCAUAGUCAAGUUGGCUUGGAAUGCAUGCAGUUGAAUUUGAUAUAAACGUCAGCGACUUUAGACGACCAUUAUGGGGAUUGAAUGUUUCAUUGCUAUCCCCG
Messenger RNA from Pseudocercospora fijiensis CIRAD86, 792 nucleotides. RefSeq lists its product as uncharacterized. The coding region runs from base 123 to 578 and encodes 151 amino acids. NCBI's taxonomy places the organism in Eukaryota, Fungi, Ascomycota, Dothideomycetes, Mycosphaerellales, Mycosphaerellaceae. Gene Ontology annotation, biological process: actin filament severing; actin filament depolymerization; cell motility. The transcript has 5 exons. The record is from RefSeq and is a predicted model, not a curated record. Gene Ontology annotation, molecular function: actin filament binding. Gene Ontology annotation, cellular component: actin cortical patch; actin cytoskeleton; cytoplasm.